GCCCUGGUAAUUCCCGUUCCGUCUUUUUGACUACUGACCCAGGUAAGGUUUCGUCUUUUCAGUCUCUAGAUUAUCUCUUCGCAUUAUCUAAGGGACCAGAGCUCCUAGAAAUUUGAGAGACUACUUUUUCUUAGAUUUUCCCUCAAAACAAUUUUUCAAUUGCAUAAAAAACCGGACACAACGGUGACUAACGAUGACACUGCACGUGUGGUGCACAAUUGCCUAGACUCGAAUCACUGGCUAUAGCCAGUAACUCUUGGUAAUAUUGCUUUUCUUCUUUCCCAGAAGAAGACCAGCGAAGAGACUGCAGAAGUUGAUAGCUUGUCUUUCUGUUCUCUCUUCUUCUGUCAAUCACUUGGUAUGGUUCUCUGUCUUCCCAUUAUUGACGGUCUUGUCUUUUGGUUUUCGUAAUUUAAUUUCUUGUUACGGGUUGGGAUGUGGUGGCAGAUGGGUACUUGUUAGUUGUUACUGUUGAUGCGUGAGUGAAAUUUUGCUUUUUGGUUCUAUACGCCUUAUUGCCUGAUCUGGGGUUGAUGAUUUCAGCCUUUUUUGAGCUUGAACAAGAAGAUAAUCAAGUAUAGCUUUGAUAUUUGAGAGAUUACGUCUCUAUCAUUUCUUUGUUGACGAUGACGAUGAAUAAUGUUACACUUUUGACCGAGAAAUAGAUCACAUAAAGAGCCAAAAGCAAUGAAUGGAGAAAAGAUGUCUCCUUUGAUAAGCAUUGUUGUUUCCUGUUGUCAAUGAAAGAUAAAGAAAGAAAACUCUUCCCAUCUCCUUUUUCUUCUCACUUUUCCUUUCCCACGGCUUCUUGUUCAGUAUAUGUCUCUUGCUUCUUUCAAAAUCAAUCAAGACGUCUUCAUUGAAAACUUUCUCCUUUAUCACCUUGCUACAGUUAAAAUGCCUAUGUAUGAGUCAACUAAGUUUGAUUGGAGUGGUGGUGGCGGUGGGCAAGUCCUAGAUCUAGAAACAGCCGUGAAAGAUGGCAUUUUAGGUGGUGACGUCAGUGGUCCAGUUUAUACUGGUGUUGCAGACAAAAUGGAUCUGAAGAUAAUGAUACAAGAGCUUGAAUCAAUUGAUGUGCCAUCCGUGUUUAUCUGUCCAAUUUCAUUAGCCCCAAUGCAAGAACCGGUGACUCUGUGUACCGGCCAGACUUAUGAGAGAUCCAACAUUUUGAAAUGGUUCUCCCUCGGCCGUUUCACUUGCCCUACUACGAUGCAAGAACUCUGGGACAAUUCUGUCACUCCUAACAACACCCUUCAGCAACUCAUUUUUUCCUGGUUCUCCAUCAAAUAUGCUGCCAUGAAGAAGAAAUCAGAGGAUGUGCAUGGAAGAUCUAUUGAGAUUUUGGAGACUUUAAAGAAAGUUAAAGGUCAAGCUAGAGUUCAAGCUCUUAAAGAGCUUAGGAAGCUUGUAAGUAUUCAUUCUACUGCUAAAAAGGCUGUUGUUGGUAAUAAUGGUGUUGGUUUGAUUUCUUUUUUGUUGGGUCCUUUCACUACUCAUGCUGUUGGGUCAGAGGCAAUUGGGAUUCUGGUCAAGCUGGACCUUGAUCUGGAAACAAAGAAGAAUUUGAUGCAGCCAGCAAAGAUUUCGUUAAUGGUGGAUAUGCUAAAUGAAGGAACCAUUGAGACAAAGAUUAAUUGCACGAAGUUAAUCGAAAUUUUAAUGGAAGCCGGUUUAGGGUCUGAGAAGGUGUCUAGCUGUAGUCUUUUGGUUGGUUUGUUGAGAUUAGUGAAGGAUAAGAGGCACCAAAACGGGGUAUUGGCUGGACUGGGCUUGCUCAAGACAAUUUGUUCUCAUGAGGCUGUGAAAUAUUCGCUUGUCAGCAUCGGAGCAGUUCCUCAGUUAGUCGAGAUACUACCUAGUUUGAGUAAUGGGUGUCUGGAGUUAGCACUUCACAUACUCGAGGCCGUGUCGACAGUUGCUAAGGGAAGAUUGGCUUUGAAAGAUUGUCCCUGUACAAUACCAAAUGUUGUGAAGUUGUUGAUGAGGGUUUCUGAAAGUUGUACUCAGUUUGCCUUGUCGAUAUUAUGGGCAGUGUGCAAGCUUGCACCAGAUGAAUGUGCUCCACUUGCUGUGGAUGCAGGUUUGGCGGCCAAGCUACUUCUGGUAAUGCAGAGUGGCUGCAGUCCUGAAUUGAAGCAGCAGUCAGCAGAGCUCUUGAAAUUAUGUAGUCUAAAUUACUCGGCUUCUAUAUUCCUUUCAAAGUGUAAGCUUACUAGAUCUUUACAGUGAAGCAAAUUGGCAAAAUGUUGAUAGACUAAAUAUUAAUGAUGAGUCAUAGCUAGAUCAAGCUUAGGUCAAGUGAUAAGUAAACAGCCUGACAUUUUUCCAAAGCUUUACAAUAAUCCCUGAACAAGGUUGUGAUGGUUGCAGACUUGUAUCGAUCCACAAGAGAAUGGUGUAAGUAGGUCUCCAUUGAGUGGAAUAGAGGCUUUUGCUAGAAAAUGCAGGAAAGGGUAUUCCUCUGAGCACUUGUUUUCAUUUGUAUAUGAAGUCAAAAUUCACUGGGUUGCCUGUAAUAUUGAUCUAAAAAAUUUCAGUGUAAAUUUUUUAGAUCUUCUGGUUUCUGGAUGUAAAAAUUUUGUAUAAUGAACUCCCUUCUGUAAUUUUUGCAAGAUAUGAUUAA
Molecule: messenger RNA, 2626 nt
Organism: Mangifera indica (mango)
Lineage: Eukaryota; Viridiplantae; Streptophyta; Magnoliopsida; Sapindales; Anacardiaceae
Product: U-box domain-containing protein 30-like
Exons: 1
Coding region: 820-2232 (470 amino acids)
Biological process (GO): protein ubiquitination
Molecular function (GO): ubiquitin protein ligase activity
Source: RefSeq, a predicted model, not a curated record